UUAAAACAAAGCCAAGCAAGGAAUAUUUUAACUGUUGAAUGUAUUAUAAAUGUUGUACAUGUUAUUGUUUGUGCUUGUUUAGCCCUGCCCUUUAAUCAGCUGCAUGUUGGAAUGAUAGGUGCUGUACAGCGUUGUGCGGCUCUGUGGGUUUACUACUGAAAAAGAUUGAACAGUAAAAAUGUGGUUUACCAGAGCUUCUUUGCAAAAAUAAAUAAAUACAUGUUCGCCUCACAUGACUUCUCUACAUUUUACACCCCAGCACCCACUAUGGUACAGUUAGGCGCCACUGGAUGUGUGCAUGGUAUUUUAAAAACUAAUUGCACCGUAGCCCUCAAAAUAAAAAGGAAGUGGCUGCAGAAAAAGUCGAGCGAACCCGAAUAAACCCGAAACCCACAAAAACAGGAAAUUAACGAUAAACACAGGAAAUACAUUCUGCCACUUCGUCAUACUGCGUACAAAUUAUAACUGUACAAACUAAAUGUUUUUAGAGUUAAUAACAGUCAUGUGUUAAACAACACUGCAGUUUCGCAAAAAAAUAAAGAAAUAAAAAAUGAGAGAGAACAAUGACGUCAUGUGAGGUCAGGGGUCCCAUGGGCACCAAGAUGGCUUUUGUUGGUGGAGGAUGUUUUGAUUUUGAAGCGUGUUAAUCUCGGGAUCAAGAUUCGUGUCUUGCAUAGCAAAACGUUAUUUUAAAAGACGCGUUCAAUAAUAUUUGGUGUUUUUUGGCUAGUAAAGAGCACGCAAACGACGACUAGUACUAAUUAUUUAAGUUGUUUGUGGUACAGUUUUUUGCAGAUUGAAUCUGUAAGAAACCUCUAAUAAAUGGCCGAAGGUGGAGCUGACGAGCUGCAGAAGCUCGAAUAUCUUUCCUUGGUUUCCAAGGUUUGUACUGAAUUGGAUAACCAUCUCGGGAUCAGCGACAAAGAUUUGGCUGAAUUUGUGAUAAACCUGGCUGAAAAGAACCCCACAUUUGAUUCCUUCAAAGGAGUACUGAUUAAAAAUGGAGCAGAAUUCACAGAUUCUCUUAUUAGCAAUUUGUUGCGUCUCAUACAAACAAUGCGACCUCCAGCAAAGCCGUCUGCAAGUCAAGGGAAGGAACCAGUGCUUAAAUCAAAGUCUGAAAAGGAGAAGCUGAAAGAGCUCUUCCCUGCCCUGUGCCGGCCAGAUAAUCCACAUACGAGAAUUACACUUGAUGAUGAUGUGAAAGUAGCAGCCGAUGCCAUGAAAGAACUUGAAGCGUUCAUGCCCAGCAUCAGUGAAGAAAAACCAAGGAGCAGUAGACAUCGUUCUUCUGAUGGUGGAAAGAGAAAGAAGCGGAGCAGAAGCAGAGACAGAGACAGAGAUAGAGAUAGAGAGAGGGACAAGCACCGUGACAGGAAGAUUCUUCACCGCUCCCGCUCCCGCUCCCGGGACAGAGGGAAGGGGAAAUCCCGCUGGCGAUCCCGGAGCAGGAGCCUCAGCCCCAGCAGAGAACGCUGGGACAAAGACAAGGGAGCCGACCGUUGGAAAGACAAGCAUGUGGACCGGCCGCCUCCCGAGGAACCCACAGUGGGAGACAUCUACAAUGGCAAAGUCACUAGUAUCAUGCAAUUUGGCUGCUUCGUGCAGCUGGAGGGACUGAGGAAACGAUGGGAAGGAUUGGUUCACAUCUCAGAACUCAGAAGAGAGGGGAGAGUCGCCAAUGUUGCAGAUGUGGUUAGCAAAGGUCAAAGGGUAAAGGUCAAGGUGCUGUCUUUUACCGGAUCUAAAACCAGCUUAAGUAUGAAGGAUGUGGACCAGGACACUGGUGAGGACCUGAACCCCAACAGGCGUCGGAACAUGGGUGGAGAAGGCAGCGAGGAGACGACCAUGCGGAACCCAGACAGACCCAGUCACAUGUCCCUGGUUAGCAUGCCUGAGGUGGAGGACGACACUCUGGAGCGCAAACGGCUCACCAAGAUCUCGGACCCAGAGAAAUGGGAGAUCAAACAGAUGAUUGCAGCCAACGUUCUCUCUAAGGAAGAGUUUCCAGACUUUGAUGAAGAGACUGGUAUUCUCCCUAAAGUCGACGAUGAAGAAGAUGAGGACCUGGAGAUUGAGCUUGUGGAGGAAGAGCCACCAUUCCUGAGGGGACACACCAAGCAGAGCAUGGAUAUGAGUCCUGUGAAAAUUGUGAAGAAUCCCGAUGGCUCCCUGUCCCAGGCUGCUAUGAUGCAGAGUGCGUUGGCAAAAGAGAGAAGGGAGGUGAAACAGGCCCAGCGUGAGGCGGAGAUGGACUCCAUUCCAAUGGGGCUCAAUAAGCACUGGGUAGAUCCCUUACCUGAUGCCGAUGGCAGGCAGAUUGCAGCCAACAUGCGAGGUAUUGGGAUGAUGCCCAACGAUAUCCCAGAGUGGAAGAAACAUGCGUUCGGAGGCAACAAAGCAUCUUAUGGCAAAAAGACGCAGCUGUCAAUCCUGGAGCAGAGAGAGAGCCUGCCAAUCUACAAGCUGAAAGAGCAGCUCAUUCAGGCAGUCCACGAUAACCAGAUUCUGAUUGUAAUUGGAGAGACUGGGUCAGGUAAGACCACCCAGAUCACACAGUACCUGGCGGAGGCAGGCUACACCACCAGGGGAAAGAUCGGCUGUACCCAGCCUCGACGUGUGGCUGCCAUGUCUGUCGCCAAGCGAGUGUCCGAGGAGUACGGUUGCUGUUUGGGCCAGGAGGUGGGUUACACUAUUCGAUUUGAAGACUGUACGAGUCCCGAGACUGUCAUUAAGUACAUGACAGACGGUAUGUUGCUCAGAGAGUGCCUGAUUGACCCCGACCUUGGCCAGUAUGCCAUCAUCAUGUUGGACGAGGCCCACGAGAGGACCAUCCACACUGAUGUGCUCUUUGGGCUGCUUAAAAAGACUGUGCAGAAGCGCACUGACAUGAAACUAAUUGUGACGUCGGCCACGCUGGAUGCUGUGAAGUUCUCGCAGUAUUUCUAUGAAGCUCCCAUUUUCACGAUCCCUGGAAGAACAUACCCUGUGGAGAUUCUGUACACCAAGGAGCCAGAGACAGACUAUCUGGAUGCCAGCCUCAUCACUGUGAUGCAGAUUCAUCUGACUGAGCCUCCAGGUGAUGUUUUGGUUUUCCUGACUGGUCAGGAGGAGAUUGACACUGCCUGCGAGAUCCUGUAUGAGAGAAUGAAGUCCCUGGGACCGGAUGUCCCAGAGUUGAUCAUCCUCCCUGUCUACUCUGCUCUGCCCAGUGAGAUGCAAACUAGGAUAUUCGAUCCAGCUCCGCCUGGCAGCAGAAAAGUAGUUAUUGCUACAAACAUUGCAGAGACAUCAUUAACAAUUGAUGGGAUUUACUAUGUGGUGGAUCCGGGAUUUGUAAAACAAAAAGUGUACAAUUCAAAGACUGGAAUCGAUCAGCUGGUGGUGACUCCAAUUUCACAGGCCCAGGCUAAGCAGAGAGCUGGCAGAGCUGGCAGAACAGGCCCUGGGAAGUGUUACAGGCUAUACACAGAACGUGCCUACAGAGAUGAAAUGCUGACUACGAACGUGCCAGAAAUCCAGAGAACUAACCUGGCCAGCACUGUGCUGUCACUGAAGGCUAUGGGGAUCAAUGACCUGCUGUCCUUCGAUUUCAUGGAUGCCCCCCCAAUGGAGACUCUGAUCACAGCGAUGGAGCAGCUGUACACCCUCGGCGCUCUGGAUGAUGAGGGGCUGCUCACACGCCUGGGGCGCAGGAUGGCUGAAUUUCCUCUGGAGCCCAUGCUGUGUAAAAUGCUAAUCAUGUCCGUCCAUCUGGGCUGCAGUGAGGAAAUGCUGACCAUCGUCUCCAUGCUUUCAGUGCAGAACGUCUUCUAUAGACCAAAGGACAAGCAAGCCCUUGCUGACCAGAAAAAGGCCAAGUUCCACCAGCCUGAGGGAGACCACCUCACCCUGCUGGCUGUCUACAACUCCUGGAAGAACAACAAGUUCUCCAACCCCUGGUGUUACGAGAACUUCAUCCAGGCUCGCUCCCUGCGCCGGGCACAGGACAUCCGUAAGCAGAUGUUAGGCAUCAUGGACAGGCAUAAACUGGACGUGGUAUCUUGUGGCAAAGCUACAGUCAGAGUGCAGAAAGCAAUCUGCAGCGGUUUCUUCAGAAAUGCAGCUAAAAAGGACCCUCAAGAAGGCUACCGGACCCUUAUUGAUUCACAAGUAGUCUAUAUUCACCCAUCUAGUGCACUUUUUAAUAGACAACCAGAGUGGGUGGUAUACCAUGAGCUGGUACUGACAACAAAGGAAUACAUGCGAGAGGUGACCACCAUAGACCCUCGCUGGCUGGUGGAGUUUUCUCCAGCCUUCUUCAAAGUGUCUGAUCCAACCAAACUCAGCAAGCAGAAGAAACAGCAGAGACUGGAGCCUCUGUACAACCGCUACGAGGAGCCCAAUGCCUGGAGAAUCUCUAGGGCCUUCAGACGCCGCUAGAGGCCUUGUCACGAGGAGGCUCAGAGGCGAGGCAUGAAGAACUGUACAAUGCAGUCCGUGCUGGGAUUAUAUUUUGCUUUCAGAUCAUUAAUCCACAUGAAGAUUGGCAGACAAAAGCAGAGGCUGUAUUUAAGAAUAUGUAUAUUUUCCCUCAUUUUCAAAGGAACACGAUCAGAACUUUCAUUUUGUUGCUUGGCAGUGGUUGUGGAUUAAUUUGUUCUGCGCUGCCAUAUAGUGGCAAAAAAUGCCCCCCCCCCCAUUCAGAGCAAUUGUCUUUUAUAGAACCUGUUACAUUUCUCAUUAAACGUACUACUUGGAUAGAGUAAGAUUUGCAUUGAAUUCAGAUUGUCAUGAACACUGUAAUCAAAUGGUUAAAUACAGUAGCUCUGAAAACCA
Polyodon spathula (Mississippi paddlefish) is the source of this 4818-nucleotide messenger RNA. RefSeq names its product ATP-dependent RNA helicase DHX8. The transcript has 23 exons. Gene Ontology annotation, biological process: mRNA splicing, via spliceosome; spliceosomal complex disassembly. NCBI's taxonomy places the organism in Eukaryota, Metazoa, Chordata, Actinopteri, Acipenseriformes, Polyodontidae. Bases 823 to 4422 code for a protein of 1199 amino acids. Gene Ontology annotation, molecular function: RNA helicase activity; ATP binding; RNA binding. Gene Ontology annotation, cellular component: catalytic step 2 spliceosome; intracellular anatomical structure. The record is from RefSeq and is a predicted model, not a curated record.